Messenger RNA from Gigantopelta aegis, 516 nucleotides. Its product is annotated as putative amine oxidase [copper-containing]. Bases 13 to 516 code for a protein of 167 amino acids. Gene Ontology annotation, molecular function: quinone binding; copper ion binding; primary methylamine oxidase activity. NCBI's taxonomy places the organism in Eukaryota, Metazoa, Mollusca, Gastropoda, Neomphalida, Peltospiridae. The record is from RefSeq and is a predicted model, not a curated record. The transcript has 2 exons. Gene Ontology annotation, cellular component: plasma membrane. Gene Ontology annotation, biological process: amine metabolic process.
CACCUGACAGGGAUGUCGAACCAGAUGCUUCCCGAGAACAACGGCAACGAGAUGGCGGUUUCGUGGGCGAGGUACCAGCUGGCGGUCACCAAACACAAGGAGGACGAGUUCGGGAGCAGUUCCUGUUACGCCAUGUUUGACAACCGAGACCCGACCGUCUACUUCAACCGGUUUAUAGAAGACAACGACAACAUAACUGAUCAGGACCUCGUGCUGUGGAUAUCGACGGGGGUUCACCACAUCCCACACACGGAGGACCUGCCGGUGACUCCAACUCCCGGCGCCCAUCUCGGCUUCGUCCUUCUCCCAUACAACUACUUCGACGAAUGUCCGUCCAUGGCGUCGCGUGACGCCAUCAGGGUCGACCUGAAAAAUAAGCACAAGCCGGAGGAAGGAGUCGUCGUCAAUAGAUACGGGAAUCCUGAAGGAGUCGGGUGUGUCGCCAAGAUGGCGGACUAUGACGCGGAACUCAAGAAAAACCCGGAUGCUGCUUUACAAAGUAGACAGGGAACAUAG